Messenger RNA from Acanthisitta chloris (rifleman), 1122 nucleotides. It is a transcript of the gene CDK1, whose product is annotated as cyclin-dependent kinase 1. NCBI's taxonomy places the organism in Eukaryota, Metazoa, Chordata, Aves, Passeriformes, Acanthisittidae. Gene Ontology annotation, biological process: G2/M transition of mitotic cell cycle; protein phosphorylation; mitotic G2 DNA damage checkpoint signaling. The coding region runs from base 1 to 912 and encodes 303 amino acids. Gene Ontology annotation, cellular component: nucleus. Gene Ontology annotation, molecular function: ATP binding; cyclin-dependent protein serine/threonine kinase activity; RNA polymerase II CTD heptapeptide repeat kinase activity. The transcript is spliced from 7 exons. The record is from RefSeq and is a predicted model, not a curated record.
AUGGAUGAUUACACAAAAGUAGAGAAGAUUGGUGAAGGUACCUAUGGUGUUGUGUAUAAAGGUCGUCACAAAGUCACAGGCCAAGUGGUUGCAAUGAAGAAAAUACGUCUAGAAAGUGAAGAGGAAGGUGUUCCAAGUACUGCUAUCCGAGAAAUUUCUUUGUUAAAAGAGCUGAAUCAUCCCAAUAUAGUCCGUCUUCAGGAUGUUAUUACACAUGAUUCAAGACUGUACCUGAUUUUUGAGUUUCUUUCCAUGGAUCUCAAGAAAUACUUGGAUAGUAUUCCAUCUGGCCACUAUUUGGAGCGUUCACGUGUUAAGAGUUACCUCUACCAAAUCUUGCAAGGUAUUGUCUUCUGCCACUCAAGAAGAGUUCUGCACAGAGACUUGAAACCUCAGAAUCUCUUGAUAGAUGAUAAAGGGGUGAUUAAACUAGCAGACUUUGGAUUGGCUCGAGCCUUUGGAAUUCCAGUGCGGGUCUACACUCAUGAAGUAGUGACACUGUGGUACAGGUCUCCAGAGGUGUUGCUGGGAUCAUCUCGUUACUCUACUCCUGUAGAUAUGUGGAGCAUAGGUACCAUAUUUGCUGAACUGGCAACUAAAAAGCCACUUUUCCAUGGGGAUUCAGAAAUUGACCAGAUCUUCAGAAUCUUCAGAGCUUUAGGGACACCCAACAAUGAGGUAUGGCCUGAAGUGGAAUCCCUGCAAGACUAUAAAAAUACCUUCCCAAAAUGGAAACCUGUCAGCCUUGAAACACACGUGAAAAACCUGGACGAAGACGGACUCGAUUUGCUGGCUAAAAUGUUAAUUUAUGAUCCUGCAAAAAGAAUUUCUGGCAAAAAGGCCUUGAACCAUCCAUAUUUUGAUGACUUGGACAAAUCUACUCUUCCUGCUAACCUGAUUAAGACAUACUAGGCCUUUUGACUAAAUCAUCCAGAUUGAAAUAAUUGUGGUGACUUAAAUCUGUCUGUAAUUUGUAUGUCUGUCUGUCUGCUCUGAAACUGUCUCUGUAUUCAGUUUCUCAUUUGAGUGUUACCUAAAUGUAAAUAUUAACCUUUUAGCACCGAGUUCAAACACAAUGCAAAUAUUGCUGCAAUUAAUGCAGUCAACUUUCUAUAAAUAAAG